Zootoca vivipara (common lizard) is the source of this 6713-nucleotide messenger RNA. It is a transcript of the gene SAMD11, whose product is annotated as sterile alpha motif domain containing 11. Gene Ontology annotation, molecular function: DNA binding; protein binding. The record is from RefSeq and is a predicted model, not a curated record. NCBI's taxonomy places the organism in Eukaryota, Metazoa, Chordata, Lepidosauria, Squamata, Lacertidae.
GUGUGUGCGUGGAGAUCAAUAAACCUUUGGCGACCGAAACCAUGUCUCCGGCGGCGGCGGCAGCUGUGGCGGCGGCGGCGCCCUCUCCCUGGCCAAGAUGUCAAGUAUUAACCCGGAGGGGCAGAUCUGCCGCCGCUGCCGCCGCCACCGCUCUGAACUCCUCCCGGGCGCAUUAAGCUCGGGUUGCUGGCUGCGGGAUCCCGGCGCCCCUUGGCUGCUGCGCCGCUGGGGAGCUUUGCAAGCGGGUUCGCCGCCGGCGGCGGCGCCUGCAAGGUGCUGCUUGUGCUGGGGCUGUUGCUGGUUUUGCUGCUGCUGCUGCUGCUCUUGCGGGAGGCUCAUUCCAAGCGCGCAACUUGCAGCCUGGGAAGAGCCGCCGCCGCCGCCGCCGGCUGAGCGCGCCGCUGUCGCCGCCACCAUGCCGGCCAUCAAGAGGGAGCGCCCGGACCGGGAGGAGCUGGCGCUGGCCGCCUUUAACCAGCCCAUGGAGACCUUGCCCGACUACCUGGUCCCCUUGGCGGCCGCCGCCAUCCCCGUGGUGACCCCGCACCCGCCUGCCUACGAGCAGAUCUUCGCCACCGCUGCGCACCACCACCAGCACCACCAGCACCACCACCAUCAGCAGCAGCGCGCUUACCUGGACUUCCACGCGGCGCCCCACGCCGCCGCCCACUCCCACCCGCACCCCCUCCCCGAGGACCUGAUGCUGGAGCGCUUCUCGUCCAUCCCGGAUUUCCAGCCCUUCUUCGACAACGGCGAGCCUUGCAUCGAGGUGGAGUGCGGCGAGAACAAGGCGCUCCUCUACAUCAAUAAGUUGUGCCAGGGCAGCAAAGGGCCCUCCAUUCGCUACCGGGGCGAGUGGCUCACUCCCAACGAGUUCCAGUUCGUCAGCGGCCGGGAGACCGCCAAGGACUGGAAGCGGAGCAUCCGGCACAAAGGGAAAAGUUUGAAGACUCUUAUGUCCAAAGGAAUCUUACAGGUACAUCCUCCAAUCUGUGAUUGCCCUGGGUGUCGAAUUUCGUCUCCAGUGAAUCGGGGUCGCCUUGCUGAGAAGAGGACCAUCCCCUUGCCUCCUACCAGGACCCCAAAGAAAGAGCUUCCCUCCAUUUUCUCACACAGUGACGACAGUGAGGAGAGCGACAAGGUCAACGGUCACCACCCUGAUGUCAAGCAAGAGGAGGAUUUGCAUAUUAGUAUCAUGAAAAGAAGGAUACAUGCACAUUGGGAUCUGAACAUCUCUUUCCGUGAGACCUCUUGCAGCCGGGACAACGAACUCACUUCCUUCAUCUCCAACCUCCACCAGAGUCGCCAGCUCGUUAUGCCAGAGACCCAGAGUCGGUGCGAAUUCAAGAGAAGCAGCUUGGAUGUUGGCUUGGGGGCAGCAGACGAAGUUUUAGGCAAGAGAAGAGCGUGUUCACCCAACAGCAGCAGCGAGUGUCCCCUUGAGAGCAAGAAAUCUCGAAGUGAGUCCCCAAAAGAAAAUUCACACACUCCCUUGUUGGAGGGCGCCGUGACUCAGAUGACCCCGGAGGAGCACUACAGGAGGAUGAUGUCCGCCCUCAAUGAGCAUAGCACCUUCGAGGAGCAGCAGCAACAGCAACAGCGCCUCUACCAGUUGGCCAACAGCAUGGCAGUCCCUAGCCAUAGUGAUCUCCUCCGGGCACGGCAAGAAGUGGCAGCUGCCGCCGCAGUGCGCAACCCCAGCACCAUGGAAGCGCAUCUCCCUUCUGCCAGCAACUCAUCCAGCCAGCGGAGGAAGCAGGGGCUCCCUCAGCACCGAGAUUCACACUUCACCGAGAGGGAGAUGUCCCAUCCACCCCCUCUUCUGUCGCCUCAGAACGCUCCUCACAUUGCAUUAGGCCCGCACUUGAGACCCCCCUUUUUAGGGGUACCUUCAGCCUUGUGUCAGACGCCAGGUUACGGGUUUCUACAGCCAGCCCAAGCGGAGAUGUUUGCACGACAACAAGAGAUGCUGAGGAAGCAGAACCUUGCCAGGCUUGAGAUGUCAGCGGAGAUCAUCCGCCAGAAGGAGUUGGAGAACCUCCACCGCCAGCGGCUCCUGGCCAGCGACCCGAUGAGCUUGCACCCGGGCCUGCCGCCGGACCACCCGGCCCUGCGCAACGUCCACGACAUUCCCGAGGGGCACCCGCUCCGCGACGAGCUCUCGCGGAGGAACGCCAUGUUGGUGCUCCGCCAUAACAACACCCCACUCCUGUCGCUCAACCACGGGAUCCCUAGCGCCUCCACCACCCCGCCCAAGGAACAAGGGAGCCGGAGGGGGAACCGGAAGUCUACACACCACCGGGCCGAGGCCCCUGGCCAGAGCGAAUCCAAAGAGCUGUCGGAGAGCCGCCCCCCUGACGGCAACGAGGAGGAAAUGAAAGACUCUGAGAGCGACGCCGACGUGAGUGAGGAGAAGCUGGACAGCACAAAGGCCGAGAGCAGCAGCCUGGCUGGCGAGCUGAAGGAAUGCAAAGAGGCAGUGAAAGCCUGCGAUGGCGCCAAGGAACUGGGCGAUUUAUCUGCCAGCCAGAGCGCCCCCUGCAGCUCCUCCAGCGCCGAGUCGCCCAGCCACCUCCUCGGCCCAGUCAUCAACAAAACCGAGGCAAAAUACCUCCCACCGGCCUCACUCCCACCUCCGCAGCCGCUGCCAUUUGGCUUUCCGUACACCAUGAGCCCCUAUUUCCACACAGGCAGCAUGGGAGGUCUCUUUUUGGAUGGUGAAGACAGCCCAGCACUGGAGGACGUCAGCAAGUGGACGGUGGAGGACGUCUGCAGUUUCGUGGGCGGUUUGUCCGGCUGUGCCGAGUACACUCAGGUCUUCCGGGAACAGGCCAUAGACGGCGAGACUCUGCCCCUCUUGACAGAAGAGCACUUACUGAAUAACAUGGGGUUAAAACUGGGACCCGCAUUGAAGAUAAGGUCACAGGUAGCCAAGAGAGUCGGCCGGGUGCUGUACAUGGCUAGCUUCCCCAUGGCUUUCCCGCUCCAGCCGCCAGGCUUGCGACCCACAGACCGUGACUUGCCUCCCGCUGACCUCCGCCCCUCGUCGACAGGAAGCAUGACCUCCUCCCCGUAUGGCAACGCUCUCCUCCCCGCCAGCCGCAUCUCGCCAAAGCAGGAAAACGGGAACCCUUUGCUGGCCGGCCUCAGCGACACGUUGAAGCCGCCCUCGUAAACUGCACAGCCCCGGGCAGCCAGCCAGCCUUGCGAGGGUCCCUGGCUUGGGCUGCUGGGCCUUCCAGCACUGGAACCAGCCAGUCAAGGAACCAAGAGAAUAAUAAUGCAUUCAGCGUUGGGGUUUUAAGGGGCAGGGGUCGGCGUAAUCCAAAGAUUUAUUGGAAGCAAUUUGAAAAGGGACACCGUGACUUUUUCUUUCUUUUCAUUUGGAGAAAAGGAAUGACGUUUGGGCUUUUUUCUUUGUUGCCUUUAUGAAAAUGCAACUUUGGGGAAGAGACCCUCAGCACCCCCUUCUUCCCUUCCCUAACCCCAGCCUCCUGCCAGGAGGAAACACUCUUCCUUCCCCACUUCUGAAAUGUUUCCCUCGCUGGAACCUGUUCCGUUCCUCUUUCAGCGUGUCUAUGCAUCGCUCAAAAAACAACUUUGAAACAAUACCAAAGACAGACAACUGACCCCAACGCCCAAGUUCCGGUCCAUGUUUACUUCAGUUUGGAUGGUACGGCACAGCUAGCUCUGUGGGGUACAGAUUUUUUUUUCUUCGUUUUUUGUGUGCUUUUAUUUUUUUAAACUGCAUUUUCAUGCUGCUUAAACAUUGCAGAUUGGCUGUGAAAGAUUCCCUCCUCGCUGGGCACGGACUUGUUUUUCAGAAUAAUGAUAGCCUUGUUGGGGGGGGGCAGAAGGGGGAGAUGAGCGUGGAAGAGGCUGGGAGGCAGAGUUUACCCCCCCCACCUUAAACUGUGUGUGUACAGAAGAUGCUUGUCCCAUUUUUACUUUGUUUGUGUGGGAGUGUAUUUUGUGGGGGAGGGGGGGAAGAGGCUUGUUGCAGAGGAUAUGGAGUUGCACAUUUUUACCUGGUCCCCCACCCCACGACCAGGUAACAGGUACCCAAGUGAGCCCGUCGGGGCAGGGCGCUCUACGUUGCCCCCUCCCCACCUCACAAUUUGUACAGUGAUGGAAAACAAUCAUGUGAUCGAUGCUUGUCCGCUUUUUUCUCUCUCUCUCCUUACCCUUUCUGUUUUAAAAACACCUGCACGUUCAACCUUUUCCCCCUUACUCUUUUUUUUUUUUUACUUUUGUGUGGGGGUGGGGAAUCAAACAGAGAUCGCUCGAUGGUACCUUCGCUUCUUUAUAUAUUGUAAAUGGUCGUUAUCCAUCACAUCCAGGCCAACGCUUUCCAGCAAAUCGAUUUAAAUAAUAAUAAAGAAAUCACUUAAUUUAUAAAAUGGUUGCUCCGUGGGCCGACUGUCCUUAAAAGAGUCUUGUAAAAGUACAAAAAAAAACCCAGUACAGUGGUACCUCGACUUACAAAUGACUCCACUUGUGAAUGUUUCGAGUUACGAACAGAGUUCCGUCCGCCAUUUUGGAUGCAGUUUGGAUAGGAUUAUUUCGACUUACGAAGGUCCGUUCGGAACGGAUUAAAUCAUAAAUCGAGGUACCACUGUACACAGAGUUGAGCCGGGUACGGGGUAAGCACAAAGAGGCAGUGGUGAAUCUAGCAAACUACAGUUCCCAGUGCGUAGUCUCUUCUGCCCACUAUGAAGAGACCACAGGGCACCCAACUAUUAGCUCUUCUCUUUGCUAGAAUCUGCUUAGCACAAAACAUGGUCAUUUUGUACAGCCACACUGCACCAUGGUGGGGUUUAUAUGGCAGAGGGCACUGGCUGGCAAAGAAAGACUUCUCUGCGUCCCUAGCAGCUCUGUGGAAUAGGCAAGAUAACAUUAGGAGAUACCUGCCACCAGUUAGUUGCUGGUGCUUCCCCACUGGAAGCGGUGCCUAGCUAAUAAUGGACAACACAAGCUAUGGCCAUGCUGGUGGGCUUGGGGCUGGCUUCCUUCCAACAAAACAGGGAUUUGGAGGUGGCGGAUCUGUCCUCCCCACGUUAUUUAUAAAGUGGCAGGUUUAACAAGGGCCCUUUUAUCUCCUUGCCUGAGCCACUUUACUGCUGCUGGCAAAGCCACAAAUUUUACUGUGUUUCUCCAAAACUUAUAAAACUCUUCUGCACAAGAUUUUCACAUUUCAAGUGGUGCCUUGGGGGACGUGGCCUCAGCGGAGCAACUUCCUGCCCCUGCUUUAAAGGGGCACGUGGGUUACCCUACCACAAACACAACGCCUCCAGAUCCAUUCCCCUUGCCCCUCACAAUACCCAUCCCAGUUGUCUGUCGGUGCAGCUGUCAGUCAGCAUCAGAGAAGUCCAAGUCUUCCACCAUGUCUUCGGGUCCCUGUGCCAGCUGCUUCAGCUCCGCCCGUGACAGCUGUUUCCCGACACCCUUGCGGCCGGCCCCUUCGCCUCCCCCUGUGAAAGGGAGAGAGAGAGAGGUGUAAAUCCUGCCUUAUCAGGAAGGAAGAGGAGGGGAGAGGGAGAAAGAGGCAGGCAGAAGCGGCUUAUUGCUAAUUAAUCACAAGCAUUAAUUAAUUUAUCGGCACCACUGCAUCUUCCAGAUAGCAGGGAUGGAAGGGAGGGUGAACAAGCGCUUCUGUGCUCCUCUUAUUGCAAUUUGGAAUCAAGAAACAAGGCGUUUUGGAAAGGGUGGUGCAAAAAGUUGUCCCUCCACGGCCCUGCGCUGCUCUUUCUAAGCGGGACUCUUGAUUUAAAAUGUGGGGCAAGCUUUUUUUCCUGAAAUCUCAGGCCCAGCCAUCCUUAGGGGAGAGAGAACAGUCCUGGGGUUGUAUGCAAUGCUCAUCCUACUCAGAGCAGACCCAUUGAAAUUCAUGGCCAUGGCUAGCAUCGCUCCAUUUAUUUCAAUGAAAGGAAUCCCUUUGCACAAGCAUUUCUGCAUGCCAGACCAAACAGUCUUACUUUUCCUCCCCACAUGGGCUGUUCUGGGUGUUCUACUGAACCUUCCCAUAGCACAGUGGGGGGACGGGACCCUGUUGCGCUUGCGUAACUUGUGCCACCAGUUCCCACUAGUGCUACUGCUUAGUUGAAUCUGGGUCCGUAGGUAGACUGAGUACAAUUCAGUUGCUGUAACUCCUAGGCAACAUCAUACAUUAGACAGACACAAGAAAUAUGAUGCCCUCCACAUGUCAUGGGACUACAACUCCUAUCAUCCCUGACAACUGGCCAUCCUGGCUGAUAGGAAUUGGUGUUCCAGUAUCUUCUAGAGGGCAGCAAGAUCCCUAUCCCUAUUUACAGUACAAGGCCACUACUCCAAAGCCCCUCUGCCCAAGCAGGUCAUGCAAGUUGCAUUUCAAAGCUUGAGAUGAAGUUCUCAUCACUGGUAUUGAAAAAUCAAGCUUAAAAUGUUUUAAUGGCAACUGUCCCUGGGACUUUGGGGUGAAGAACAGGUAAUGCUUUAAAAUUAUAUGCAAAAGGAUGCAAAUCCUUAGGAGACCCACCAGUAACAGUAAGGGACAUUUCUCACCCCUUCCUGAAGAUGCUGUGGAUUGAACCUGGGGACCUUCUGCAUGCAAAGCACAUGCUCUUAUUUGGCUCAUGUGCUGGCCCACACAGAAACAUGGGCCCACACACCCCUGCACUAAAAUGCUUAUUACAGUAUUGCAGUUCUGGAAGGUUUGUUUUCCUCCCCCCCCCCAA